AUGGCCGCUCCGGUCCUUGAGCACCUUUCUGCCACUUCUUCUUCGACAGCAACACCCCAGCCCCAAACAUUCCGCAUUCUUGUCAUCUCUGGCGACCAUGUCGGCCCCGAAGUCAUGGACGAAGCCCUUCGAGUCCUCGACACCGUCGAGAUCACAUCCCAGGGCCGGAUCAAGUUUGACCUGAACCAUCAACUUGCUGGGGGUUGCAGUAUCGACAAGCACGGUACGCCGAUCACGGACGAAGUAUUGAGAAUCGCCAAGGAGGAGAGCGAUGCGGUAUUGUUUGGCAGCGUCGGGGGCCCGAAAUGGGGAACAACCUACCCGAACCCGGAAUCUGGUCUCCUCCGCCUCCGCCAACACCUCGACGCAUUCGCUAACAUUCGCCCCUGUGCAUUCUACUCCAGGAGCCUUGUCCACCUGUCACCGCUGAAACCCUCUCUCGCCGAGGGGACCAACUUUAUCGUCCUCCGCGAGAACACCGGCGGUGCAUAUUUCGGGCCCAAGGUCGAGGAAGCGGACUUUGCCAGCGACUCGUGGGCGUACAGGAGAGAUGAGAUUGAGCGGUGCGCGCGCGUGGCUGCCGCGUUGGCGACCACGCUGGGCAAGGAUGGGAAAGGGAAAGGAAAUGGUGGUCCCGCUACGGUGUGGUCGAGCGACAAGGCCAACGUUCUCGCGUCAGGACGCCUUUGGAGGAGAGUCACGAGCGAGGUCUUCGAGAAGGAGUUCCCGCACAUUGACCUGAAGCAUCAGUUGGCGGACAGCCUGUCGAUGAUCAUGGUCAAGGACCCCAAGGUGUUCAACGGCGUGAUCCACACGGACAACACCUUUGGCGACAUGCUGUCUGAUCAGGCCGGUGGCGUGGUUGGCACGUUGGGGGUUUUGCCCAGUGCAAGUCUUUGCGGCAUUCCCGAUGGCAAGACGCGAUGUAACGGCAUUUACGAGCCGGUGCACGGCUCCGCACCAGAUAUUGCAGGAAAGGGCAUCGUCAAUCCUGUGGCUCAGAUUCUCUCCGCAGCAAUGAUGCUCCGGUACUCAUUCAACCUGACAGCCGAAGCAGCAGCGAUUGAGGCCGCUGUUGAAAAGGUCCUAGACGCAAAGGAUAUCGGUGGUCUGGAGAUCCGGACCGGCGAUCUGGGUGGCAAAGCAACCACGAAGGAAGUCGGCGACGCGGUAUGUCGCGUUCUCGAGCAGAUUCUCAUGGAGGACUCGGCCGGUGCACCGGCUGCGGCAAGUGGGAACGCAGUGCCUGGUGCACCACCCGCGGCCCCGUCCAGCAUAUCACACGCGGACGAGAAUAAGAAGUGGGAGGCCAAGCUGGUACAAGAGAAUGUGACUACAGGGCCCAAGACCGCGAUUCCUACAUCAUGA
This is a messenger RNA of Cladophialophora yegresii CBS 114405, 1368 nucleotides long. Its product is annotated as 3-isopropylmalate dehydrogenase. The transcript is spliced from 2 exons. Gene Ontology annotation, molecular function: magnesium ion binding; NAD binding; 3-isopropylmalate dehydrogenase activity. Gene Ontology annotation, biological process: L-leucine biosynthetic process. Bases 1 to 1368 code for a protein of 455 amino acids. Lineage: Eukaryota; Fungi; Ascomycota; Eurotiomycetes; Chaetothyriales; Herpotrichiellaceae. Gene Ontology annotation, cellular component: cytosol. The record is from RefSeq and is a predicted model, not a curated record.